AGGCCAUCAAUGGCCGCAAGUUUGAUGUCCACCUCGACGCCGACGAAGCUGUGGCCAUGGGCGCCGGAUUGUUCGCGGCGAACAUGUCUACGACGUUCCGGAUGCGCAAAUUCGGGGCGUCGGACGCGAUGCCGCACGGAAUGACGUACUCUGUGUCGCCGAGCGAUGAUUUCACUUCGGGUGAAAUAGAAUCGCUCGUGCCGGCGUUCGCCUCCGCACCUCUGCGCCGCCGCGUGCAGCUUCUCAAUCGCACGGCGGACGCGACUUUUACCGUAAAACUCGAAGUCUCCGAAGGCACUCCCCUCCCACCGGGCACGGACACCGAUCAGGUGAUGAUCGUGGAGGUGACUGGGGUGAAGGAAGCCAUGGCCAAGUACAACGACACCGUCGGUAAGAUGAACGUGUACUUUGAGUUCGAUGCCCAUGGCGUCUUGGACGUCGAGGAGGCGGUUUACGCGGUUGAAAUCAUCGAUUACGUCCCGGAGAAGCCGAAGAAGACGCUCAAGAAGGCGAACGUGACGUCCACAAACUUGACAUCAGAGGACGCAAAUUCGACGGCGGAAAACGCCGCGGAGAACACCACCGAAGACGUCAAGGAGGAAGAAUCCGCCGCCGAGGCGGAAGAACCCGCCGUCAAGGAGAAGGAAACGCCUGAAGAGGAAGCGCCGAAGAUGAAAAUGCGCCGACGCGUCUUCAAGACUCCGCUUACCGUCAAGGUGUCCGGCUUGGACAUGGAGCCAAUGACGCAGGCGCAGCUCGGGGCGUCCAUCAAGGUUCUCGACGAACUUCGAAAGAUUGACGAAGCCAAGCGAGAACAAGAGGCGGCGAAGAGCAACCUCGAGUCGUAUAUUUACUCCACGCGCGCUAAACUCGACGAGGAUGAGAUUCAAGCCGUGACGACGGAGGAGCAGCGCGAGGCUCUGAAGGAGGAGCUCAUGGAGAAGGAGGAUUGGUUGUACAUGGACGGUGCGCACGCCAGCGCGGCGGAGUACAAGAAGACGCACGACGAUCUGAAGACGAAGGGUGACGCCAUCGAGUUCCGCGCGAAAGAGCAGAUUCGACGACCGGAGAUGAUUACCAAGGCGCGGGCGUUCGUAGCGAAGGCGACGCCAGAGAUUGAGUCCUGGCCCGAGAAGAAACCGUGGUUGAACGAGACGCACGUCGCCGAUUUGCUCGUCGAGGUCAAAGAAUUCGAAGCAUGGCUCGACGAGAAAGUCGUCGCUCAAGACAAGUUGGCGGUGACGGACGCGCCGUCGCUCGAGUCGGCGGAGAUUAAGGUCCGCAUGCGUCCGAUCGAAACGAAGUUUUCAAAGAUGAAGAAAAAGUCGAAGCCGAAGCCUCCGAAGGUUGAUCUCAACGCGACGGACGCGAACGCGACGGACGCGAACGCGACGACUGUCGAGGCCGAUUCCACUGAGGUCGAAUCGAACGCCACCGAUGAAGGCGCUAAGGAGGAGUUCACGAACGCUGAGCCGACGAUCGACGCCGACGCCGCAACGGAAGCCGAGUCGGUCAAGGAUGAGCUGUGA
Molecule: messenger RNA, 1529 nt
Organism: Ostreococcus tauri
Lineage: Eukaryota; Viridiplantae; Chlorophyta; Mamiellophyceae; Mamiellales; Bathycoccaceae
Product: Heat shock protein 70 family
Exons: 1
Biological process (GO): negative regulation of hypoxia-induced intrinsic apoptotic signaling pathway; endoplasmic reticulum unfolded protein response; cellular response to hypoxia
Cellular component (GO): endoplasmic reticulum chaperone complex
Molecular function (GO): ATP binding; ATP-dependent protein folding chaperone
Source: RefSeq, a predicted model, not a curated record